AUGGCUAUCACUGCUCUCAAGGUUCUUUUCGCCUCGCCAGAGAUCAACCCUGCCAACAGGAAAGCCGUCUCGAUUCCUGUCUUGAACCCAUUCGACAAAUAUGGUCGCGUUUUCUUCUUUGCCUGGAUGGGUUUCAUGGUCGCAUUCCUGUCGUGGUAUGCAUUCCCUCCACUGUUGACGGUGACCAUCAAAAAAGACUUGCAUAUGACUCAACAAGAUGUGGCCAACUCAAACAUUGUUGCGCUCCUGGCUACCUUUCUCGUCCGAUUUAUUGCCGGCCCGCUGUGUGAUCGCUUUGGCCCUCGCCUGGUCUUCGUCGGACUCCUCCUCAGUGGAUCUAUUCCAACGGCAAUGGCUGGUCUUGUCACGACUCCUAAGGGCCUGAUUGCUCUGCGGUUCUUUGUUGGCAUUCUGGGCGGCACAUUCGUCCCAUGCCAGGUCUGGUGCACUGGCUUUUUUGACAAGAAAAUCGUGGGCACAGCCAACUCGCUCGCUGCUGGUUUUGGAAAUUCCGGUGGUGGUAUCACCUACUUCGUCAUGCCCGCCAUCUUCGACUCCCUCGUCUCCGCCCAGGGAAUGACUCCCCACAAGGCUUGGCGCGUCGCCUACAUUGUUCCCUUCAUUAUCAUUGUCUCCAUUGCCUUGGGCAUGCUGUUCCUGUGCGAGGAUACCCCGACCGGUAAGUGGUCGGAGCGCCAUCUCUGGGCUAAGGAAACCCCCUCGCCUGAAUCCUCCUCUCACGGCAACAUUGUCGACAUCAACUCCGGAUUUUCCUCCAGUGGACCUUCUACUACACCAUCUCUUUACAACAUGGGCUUGGAAGAUGUGGAGAAGAAGGGCGCUAUGACUCCUCGCAUUGUUGACAAGGAUGCCUCGGCGAUGGGCCAAAUCGAUACUCUCCAACAAGACACCGUGGUUGCCCCAACACGCAAGGAAGCUCUCAAGGUUGUGUUCAGCCUGUCCACCAUGGCCGUUGCAAUCCCAUAUUCAUGCUCCUUCGGGUCCGAGCUCGCUAUCAACUCCAUUCUUGGAACUUACUACGCAAAGAAUUUCCCCCACAUGGGUCAAACCAAGACGGGUCAGUGGGCAGCUAUGUUUGGUCUGUUGAACGUGGUGUUCCGUCCUAUUGGCGGUCUUUUGGGAGAUGUCCUCUACCGCUGCACCGGCAGUGUCUGGUCCAAGAAGCUGCUUCUGUCCUCUCUGGGUCUCAUCAUGGGAGGCUUCGAGUUGGCGAUUGGUUUCACCAACCCCACCAGCGAGAGCACCAUGUUUGGUCUUGUAGCCGGUUUGGCGUUAUUCCUAGAGGCUUGCAACGGUGCCAACUUUGCGGUUGUGCCUCAUGUGCACCCUUAUGCCAACGGUAUCGUCUCCGGUAUCGUCGGUGGCUUCGGUAACCUGGGAGGUAUCAUCUUUGCCAUCAUCUUCAGAUACCACGGAUCUGAUUAUGGAAAGUCCCUGUGGAUUAUGGGCGCGAUCUCUUUGGGUGCCAACUUGGCUGUGAGUUGGAUUCGGCCGGUUACCAAGAACCCCGUCAUUAGUUCGCGGGAGUGA
This is a messenger RNA of Penicillium daleae, 1551 nucleotides long. RefSeq names its product MFS transporter. The transcript has 4 exons. Gene Ontology annotation, biological process: nitrite transport; nitrate transmembrane transport. The coding region runs from base 1 to 1551 and encodes 516 amino acids. NCBI's taxonomy places the organism in Eukaryota, Fungi, Ascomycota, Eurotiomycetes, Eurotiales, Aspergillaceae. Gene Ontology annotation, cellular component: membrane. The record is from RefSeq and is a predicted model, not a curated record. Gene Ontology annotation, molecular function: nitrate transmembrane transporter activity; nitrite transmembrane transporter activity.